Molecule: messenger RNA, 548 nt
Organism: Cannabis sativa
Lineage: Eukaryota; Viridiplantae; Streptophyta; Magnoliopsida; Rosales; Cannabaceae
Product: DNA-directed RNA polymerases II, IV and V subunit 12
Exons: 4
Coding region: 175-333 (52 amino acids)
Biological process (GO): DNA-templated transcription
Cellular component (GO): RNA polymerase II, core complex; RNA polymerase I complex; RNA polymerase III complex
Molecular function (GO): DNA-directed RNA polymerase activity; zinc ion binding; DNA binding
Source: RefSeq, a predicted model, not a curated record
AGCCCAAUUAAAAACCAGUCAUAUUUAGGGUUUCAUCCGACUGCAUAGCAAAACCUGUUGGCACUAUUUCCUUUGCCCAAUCUCCGCUCAAUCUCUCUAUCGGUAGGAGGAAUUCCGUUCGAGUAUAGUCUGUUGGAUUGUCGAAUAAAUUCGGAUUCAGAAUUAGAUUCAUUCAUGGAUCCUCCACCACCUGAACCGGUCAGCUAUAUUUGUGGUGAUUGUGGAAUGGAGAAUACUCUGAAACCAGGAGAUGUGAUACAGUGUCGUGAGUGUGGCUACCGUAUCUUGUACAAGAAACGCACCCGUCGCAUUGUCCAAUAUGAGGCACGCUGAAAAAAGAUGAGAUGCGGUUGAACUACAAACUCUCUAUGCAUAGGAAAUGUUAGACUUCUUUCAUUUUCAGUAGUUGUUAAAAGUCAUGAUGUUUAUGGGUAAUGUAAUUAAUGUGACUUGUUUAGACCAGAACAGUGAAAUUGAGUGAUGGCACAAUUUUCAUUUUUUUGGGUGGAGAAAUUUAUAAAUAUUUUGAAAUUGAAUUUUGAAAAUUA